Ceratina calcarata is the source of this 3800-nucleotide messenger RNA. It is a transcript of the gene hpo, whose product is annotated as serine/threonine-protein kinase hippo. Bases 206 to 1792 code for a protein of 528 amino acids. Gene Ontology annotation, biological process: signal transduction; protein tetramerization; protein phosphorylation. Lineage: Eukaryota; Metazoa; Arthropoda; Insecta; Hymenoptera; Apidae. The transcript has 10 exons. The record is from RefSeq and is a predicted model, not a curated record. Gene Ontology annotation, molecular function: ATP binding; protein serine/threonine kinase activity. Gene Ontology annotation, cellular component: cytoplasm.
CAUCUGAAGUACUGAAUGCUCGAUGGUUUCGAUAUUUCGGUUGGUUGUGUGGUUACUUUAAUUUAUUGACAAAAAUGUAACACUUCUAUUUUAAAUUGACUAUGUUUUUACAACCGGAAUGAUAUCUGUUUUAUCUACGUUAAGUUAUUUGUGUAAAUAUUGAAGGUGUUUUUAUUCGAGUAAGAACUCGACACAAUAAGCGAAAAUGUCUUCGAAGAGUGAAUUGAAAAAGUUGUCUGAAGAAAGUUUAACAAGACAACCAGAAGAAGUAUUUGAUAUAAUAUGCAAGUUAGGGGAAGGAUCUUAUGGAUCUGUUUACAAAGCACUGCAUAAAGAGAGUGGACAGGUACUUGCCAUUAAGCAAGUGCCUGUUGAUACUGAUUUACAAGAAAUUAUAAAAGAAAUCUCUAUCAUGCAACAGUGUGAUUCUCCAUAUGUUGUUAAAUAUUAUGGAAGCUACUUUAAGAACACUGAUUUAUGGAUUGUAAUGGAAUAUUGUGGAGCUGGAUCUGUGAGUGAUAUUAUGAGGUUAAGAAAAAAAACUCUUCAGGAAGAUGAAAUAGCAACAAUCCUCAGUGAUACCUUAAAAGGUUUAGAAUACCUUCAUCUAAGGAGGAAAAUACAUAGAGAUAUUAAAGCAGGAAAUAUUUUACUCAAUAAUGAAGGACACGCUAAACUAGCUGAUUUUGGAGUAGCAGGACAAUUAACUGAUACAAUGGCAAAACGUAACACGGUUAUAGGAACACCAUUUUGGAUGGCUCCAGAAGUAAUACAAGAAAUUGGAUAUGACUGUGUUGCAGACAUAUGGUCUCUUGGAAUAACUGCUUUAGAAAUGGCAGAAGGCAAGCCACCAUAUGGUGACAUACAUCCAAUGAGAGCAAUAUUUAUGAUACCAACUAAACCACCGCCUAGCUUUAGAGAACCUGAUCAGUGGAGUUCAGAAUUUAUAGACUUUGUCAGUGGGUGCCUUGUUAAAAAUCCAGAAGAAAGAGCUACUGCAACCGAGCUUUUGAACCACGAAUUUAUAGGUAAUGCCAAACAACCGAGUAUCUUGAGUCAAAUGAUCGCAGAAGCACACGAAAUACGGGAGAAACAAAGCGCACAUCGUGCUCACGUUAUCAAUAAUGUGGCAAUCAAGAAUCAAAACCAAGCCGAUGAUUCGGACGAAGAAGACUGCAGUGGAACGAUGAAACCUUUACCAGAGGAUACAGGAACUUUAGUACCGAGUCAUGAUCUUCCGGACACGGGUACGCUUGUUUCUGCCAUGUUGGACCUGGGAACAAUGGUUAUUAAUAGUGAUACCGAUACCGAAGCAACUAUGAAACGACAUAACACGGGUUCAGUAGAAUCUGGAAAGAAAUAUCGGCCAUUAUUUUUAGAUCAUUUUGACAAAAAGGAAGCACCUGAAAUAGGAAAGGGUAACGGACAAAUGCUCGGGACACACAAUCAAGAUACCGAGAAUAAAGUAGAAUUGCGAAGUCCAACAGAAUCUCAAAGGUUUCAAAGUCAUCUACAAUUACAGCUUAAUCAGAUUUCUCAUCCGGUACAAGAACAGCCUCAUAAUAACAUAUCUAAGUUCCAAAAUGUCUUCACAGAACGUGAUUUCGACUUCAUAAACAACCAUAUCCUGCAGCUGAAGUUUCUCUCAUACGAGGAACUGCAGCAACGUAUGGCUAACCUGGACGCGGAGAUGGAAAGAGAGAUCGAUGAGCUACGAAGGAGGUACCAAACGAAGAGGCAACCGAUACUUGACGCAAUGGAUACCAAGCGGAAACGUCAGCAGAACUUCUAACAGUUUGGUUACUUUUUUUAUGCAAAUACGUGUGAUGACGAUAGAUAAAGGGUGUACAGUUGUAUAAAUGAAUAGAUUUUAUUCAUCUCGAUCUUAAUUUCAUCAAAGGGAAGAGCAUUGUCUAGCAGGUCAGGACCCUUACUUGCGAGCUGAGUGUUUAAAGACGGUUCAAACGCAUUUCCUUCUAAAACAAUGUUCUGUCUCUUUGUGAAUCAAGCACGAGUAAUUAAUACUAGCCAAUAGCCUUACGUCACCAAUGUAAAUUAUUUUACAUAAUUUAGGUGAACAAGUAAUCAUCAUACUUAAUUUUUUAUCAUUAUGUUUACACAUUGUUAUGCUAUUCUUAUAGUGAUAUUACGAAUUACGAAAUCCCUUCAGCAUUCUUUAUAAAUUAAAACUAAAGGAGGGAAAUGAAUGCGAGUGAACAUAACGAGUAUGCCAUGUUUGCAAUUUUCUUUUUGACAAAAAGAAGAAGUCGGACAAACGUCCACGUGUAACUGAUAUUCGAUUUUCAUCCAACACUAGUCACCUACUGUAUCUUUUAUUUUAUCCAUAACAUUACAUUAUCAGAAUCAUUGUUCAUACGAAACACGUGCGUAGAGUCAUCUCUAAAAUGUAUGUAUUUAUCUAGACUCGUGAGUUAACGUAUUCGUUUGUUUGUGAAGCAAUUCGAUAUAAGCGAUCAAAUUUAGAACAUACUGAAGAAUUUACUCCUUUACUGCCAUAGGUGUAUUACGCGUUUUUCUACUAACAUAUGAUUAAGUUACAGUAUAUUCAAUUUUUAAGUUUCUUAAACGCAAAUUUGUAAAUUGUUUAAUAAUGUCAUUGUAAUCACCAUGCACGAGUAUGAUAGUGGUGGUAAUAUGUCAAUGAUAAAAUAUUUAAUGAGUUUAACUUACUAAAAUUAGUCUUCCGUACUAGAAUAUAUUUUGAUAUUUCAAUGAUUUGUUAAGUCAGUAUUUAAAUUGUUGCGAUGGGCGUCACAAAACAAGACUUUUAAUGAUUUUUAGAUUUAUUUGAAACUUUUAUAGAAUUGAAACAUUUUUCAUCACAUUUAAAAUUUUAAAAUAGGUGAUCAUUAUUGUUAUCACUUUAUUCACAUGAGCCAUACUUGCGGAAAAGUAACGCGUGUACGUACCGUCAAUAUUAUUGUUACUACACGGUGGAGUAAUUCUUUGCUGACGUUAGGCUAUUUUACAAGUAGCGGAAAUAGAUUUAUAAUACUUAAAUGCUAUAGCCAGAACUGACUUUUUUGUUUAUUUAGGGAGUAACAAUACAGAAUAACAACAUAUUUUUGAUAUAGAAGAUAUGCACAUUAUGAUCGAAAGAGAUUCAAAUAUUAAUUAUUAUAUCCAGUGUUUGUAUGGCCCUACCAUGACGUACAGGAUUAUUCAAACAAUAGCAUUUGAAUUUUUACCACUAAUAAAAAAAUAACUAUACGGAUAAUUAAUUUAUUCCUUAAAGAUUUCCUUGCUGUUUGUAAAGAAACAAAUAGAGCGCACCACACACUGCGACAUACAAUAUAUACGUAUAUUAUGCGUGUUGCAAUAAUCUAACAAAAAAAUGCUCAUGCAGAAUUACACAUUCGAUAGAACAUAAAUACGUUUGUAGUAAAGAAUUUUCUAUGUUCAUCUUCCACAUGUAUCAUCAAAAUGAAAAAAAGAAACGUGCGGAAGUAAUAUUAUAAAAAAAUAGUUAUACAUUUCUAUGUAUUUACCCAUUAUUCAACAUUUAAAAAAAGCUCGAUAAAAAUUUUUUUCUAUAAGGAACAUUAAAUAGUCUAUGAAAUAGAGAUCUAUAAUAUUUACGAAUAUGAUAUACUCAUGUAGACGUCUAUUUCAUAGGACGAUAGCAAACGAUUUCAUUUCUUCGUAUUAGUAAGACACCAUAUCGUUUUAUAUUACAAUUUACAACUAUUCGUUUAGAAUUUGAACUAUUCAAUCAUUUUCUUAUAAAUUGUACCGUUCUUUAUAUGUUUGAGCAAAAUAUACAGACUGAAGGCAGAAAA